AGGAGACUGCUUGCUGCCGCGCCGCGGAUGCACUGCAAACGCUCCUGUUGUGAUGCUGAUGAGGACAUUUCGGCCACUUUUUGCUUUGUGAUCGACAUUGUGAUCAACAGCAGACCCUGUACGCUUACAGCGCAGCCAUUAAGACGACGUUCAUGACUAGAGCAUCCACAUUCUACAGCCUAUUGCAGUCAGAAAUUAUGGGUCAGAUGAACAGAAGAGUAAACUUACUAUUCGCUUCUUGGGCAUAAAGUGCGACUUUGACCGAGACAUAGGAGCCGAUUUUGAUGCGAUGACGUCGCAUAUGCAAUUCUUUCGCUUUCGCAUGGUUGGCAUGAAAGUUUCCCAUCAUUAUUUGAACCAUCAAGCUUCCCCCAUCGAAUAUCGGACAAGUUCACCGAAGACUUCUCAGCAUGGCAGAAUCUCAUCCUAACACGUCUGAGCCACAGACGUACUUCGAACAACGAUUCAAUAGCCAGUUACAGCGGCCACCUCCCCGAUCGGUUCGCGGUGCAGACACGGCAACCAGCAUUGCAAAAAUAGCGACAGCUGGUCUUGAUACACCAUACAGUCUGGCACAAACGAACAAUCGCACCAGCAGAAGACCAGCCACCAUGCAGCGAAGUGCAACUAACGGAACCGUGGGGACUAGCGAUACUCAAUGGCUUGCAAAGAAGCAGCAACAGCUGGUAGACGUAGAGAAUGAGUACUUCAGGCUCAAUCCAUGGUACAACCAGCAAAAAGAGAAGCCAGUCUUCGGCCUCGGUCAGCCUCUUCCGCAUACCAUGCGUCGCGGAAUGUGGUGGGGUAAGAGCGAUUUGAAGAAGCGGAUGGAGGAGCUUGAGGCAGAGCAGGCGGACGUUCAAAAAGGCAUUGAUGCGCGUGAUGGGCUGGAUAUGGCGGAAGAGAAAGAGUCUGAAGGUGGGUCAAAUGGCUCUCAGACUCCGCUUCGACCAGGACAGUCCUCCCAGCAGGCCUACAGUGCAGACAUUCAGUCCUAUAGCAAAGGGCGUAUGCCGAACGUGCGUCGACCAACAUCCAAUACCCACUCCAUGGCCGGCAAGCAGCGGAAUGAUGACUCGGCUCCAGAGAAUGCUCCAGUCAACAAGCAUGGAUUGGAUGAAGCCGACCAAGGCAACAACGGGAGAAACAACUUUGGUCUCCAGGAUGGCCUCCAUCCCCUCCGAGAACUCGACACAAGUGAAACAACGCAAACUCAGAAGGAAGAGAAAGAGGAACAAAAGAAAGAGCACGAGCAACAGCAAGAAUACUACAACCAAUAUCGCAACCCAAUUGCGAGACUUCGAGCACAAUACCCUCAGGCACCGGCCGAAUUCCUAGCUACGUUCAUAUACCUGUUUCUCGGAAUAUGUGCCAACCUUUCCAUUGCGACUUCAUCCGAAUCCACUGGCAAUUUCGAGACGCAAGCCUGGGCGUGGGGUUUCGCUGUGACAGUAGGCAUCUACUUAUCUGGUGGUGUCUCUGGUGGCCAUCUUAGUCCUUGUAUUACGAUUGCGCUUUCGAUCUUCCGUGGUUUCCCGUGGCGGAUGGCCAUCGUAUACAUAGCCAUGCAAAUGCUAGCUGGCCUGGCUGCAGGCGGUCUGGCGUAUGGGAUCUACUAUGAUGCGAUUAACACUAUGGAUCCACGGCAUACGCUCGACAUAACAGGCAAAGCCCUCUUUCCUAAGGGUCCCGCAUUUACACCAACAACAGCAUUCCUCAACGACUUCGUCUUCAUGGCAGUGUACACCUGCAUCGCCUUCGCUCUGGGAGACGACCAGAACUCGCCUCCCGGCCAAGGCAUGACGGCUUUGAUAUUUGGCUUCAUGGGGUACCUGAUGACAGUCUCCCUCGGCUACAACACCGGACUCGGCAUCUCGCCUGCACGCGACUUAGGUCCCAGGCUUGUUGGCCUGUGGGCAGGCUACGAUGCGUUCAGCGAUUCCUAUUGGGCUUAUGGACCUUUUGGUGCAUCGACGAGCGGUGCAAUAUUUGGGGCCUUCAUCUACGAUCUGUUCAUCUUCGCGGGUGGAGAGUCGCCGGUGAACUACAGGUGGCCGCAGAAGGGCGACAUCAAGUGGAAGGUGCACGAGAAGAAGAAGCAGGUAAAGAACAAGAUUCAAAACGCAGUAUAG
This is a messenger RNA of Didymella exigua CBS 183.55, 2132 nucleotides long. RefSeq names its product aquaporin-like protein. The transcript is spliced from 5 exons. Gene Ontology annotation, biological process: glycerol transmembrane transport; water transport. NCBI's taxonomy places the organism in Eukaryota, Fungi, Ascomycota, Dothideomycetes, Pleosporales, Didymellaceae. The record is from RefSeq and is a predicted model, not a curated record. Bases 411 to 2132 code for a protein of 573 amino acids. Gene Ontology annotation, cellular component: plasma membrane. Gene Ontology annotation, molecular function: water channel activity; glycerol channel activity.